CCCAUAUUUUAUAUACUACGAUAAACACUAAAAGAUAAAAUGCUUGAUCCCACAAAAUUUAUUAAGGCGUUUAUUCUGAUCUACCUCCUAAAAUUGACGGGUCAUAAGAAAUAACAAACGCAGAGCUACUGAAAAAAUAACGUUUUAUUUAGACAGAAUAAUGACUCCUUGAGAAAGAAUAAUAAAUAAAUUUUAAAAUAAAUUCAAAUCGGGAGACAUUUGAACAGGGUUUCAUAAGAGAUAAGAAAAUCUUUCGUAUUUGAUCAUCGAUGUUUCUGGAAGCUGUGUUAGAACUUUUCACUACGCAAAUGCAGAGAGCCGUAAGCACGAUUCUUAUAGCGCCUGCACGGACAGAGCAGCUGUCCCUUUAAAUUUUCCCAAAAGCCCCUUAAAGAGCCCUAGGGGCCCAAAACCCGCUCCUCACUCAAAAUAGCGGCAGUGUUUUUGAAAAGCGGCCAGGGACCACUUUAUGUAUCAGAAAACGAACGGAGCUCGCUUCUGCACGGGCGAUCGGAGAGAAACUAAACUAAGUUGCCGAGGUUCGGACGGGCGCAGAGGGGCGCUGCGCAGUGUGUGUGUGUGUGUGUAUUUAACUGCACGCCACUUUGGUACCGCCAGCUGGCCUUAGCAUGUCGUUGUGACCGCGGCAUUAUGCCCUGAUACUCGGUAUCUAUAUAGUAAUAUAACCAAUAAGUAAACUGGGCAGCACAGCAAAGAAAAUCGGACGCGUCGGUGCACAUGUGCGAACCGCUCCAAGCACCGGAAAGGAUCGGACACAAGUGACCCAGGACCCUUUGCAGCUUGGGUCCAGAGCCUGAAUGGACGACAUUGCCAUAAAUGGACAUGAAGGGGCGGAGACAGGGGCGGGCGCAGCGAGCUUCACGAGCCCAUCGGAGUUACCCGAGUCUCAUGGGUCACCGCGGUGUGACUGGGGCCCCAAUCAGGCGAGGAGGAAGGGGCGUGUCCAGGGCCGAGACCACCGGCGGAACUACCAGGAGCAGUGGCGGGCGGAGUUCCUGAUGGAGUUUGACGCGGCGCGCGGUGUCAUGCUGUGCAUGGUGUGCGGCAGCUCGCUGGCCUCGCUCAAACUCAGCACCAUCAAGAGGCACAUCCAGCAGAGGCACCCCGACACGCUGCUGUGGGCCCCCGCCGACAAGCAGCUGCUGCUCUGCGACUGGGAGGCCGCGCACACACCCAGGGGCUCCGCCGGGGGCCCGGGGCCCGAGAGUGAAGGUGUCCCACCGAAGGCAGAGCCAGCACCCCAGGAGCCACAGCCUGCGCAGCCCGUGUCGGGAGGGGUUCGCGACCCGCUGGCCCAAACGCUGGAGCGCUACGCCAACGACACGCUGCGUGCCUGGCUCCGGCAGGAGUUCCUCAUGGAGUACCGUGCGGCGGAGGGCCGGCUGCUCUGCAUGGUGUGCGGAGCCCAGCUGCCUGCGCCGCAUCUGCAGCACGUCAAACUGCAUGUGCUGCAGCAGCAUCCUGACUCACUGGUGUACAGCUCCGAGGAGAAGCACCACAUCCUGCGGGGCUGGGGUGAGCGGAGGCGGGGGGGUGAGCAGGAGAGGGGCAGGAGCACGCCUCACCUGAAAGCCCUGGUGCCCUGAAACUGGACCACGAGCCCCCAGCUGAAGAUCUCAGAGGCGUGCCUUCCGACGCUGCUUCGGGCUCCACACAAUGCUGGGGGUUUGGCAACGCUGUGGAGUAGCAGGUGCGAGCGGGCCACCCCCCCCCCCUCCACUGAGGGUCAGACCUCGUCUGCAUUUCCAGGUAUCGGCACAGACAGCUAAGGCAGCCGAUGCCUUAGACACACGAGCAGCAGAUGGACUGGCAGACCCGGGACAGUGAAGGCGGGGGCCUCCUGGCUGCGACGGUCAGAACCCCCCCCCUUGGAGUUUGAUCGGGAAGAGGACCAAAGAGGCUGCGCCCAUGACAGCACCAGUUACCCAGUAAGAAAUGGGGGCACACAGCCCCCCCAACAGGAAGGACAAAUAUAAUUAUUAGGGGGAGAAAAAGUUACACAGCCCCCCCUCCUGUAGCAGGUGGUUUAUUCUGACCUGUGACUGUUUGGUUUUAAAUACAAGGGGGGGGUGCUUUUUUGGACAACCAUCUUUUGGGCUAGAUAAUAAAAAGAAUCAGUCUGUUAAUCUUA
Paramormyrops kingsleyae is the source of this 2152-nucleotide messenger RNA. Its product is annotated as zinc finger translocation-associated protein-like. Gene Ontology annotation, biological process: negative regulation of DNA-templated transcription. The record is from RefSeq and is a predicted model, not a curated record. NCBI's taxonomy places the organism in Eukaryota, Metazoa, Chordata, Actinopteri, Osteoglossiformes, Mormyridae.